Molecule: messenger RNA, 1434 nt
Organism: Quercus lobata
Lineage: Eukaryota; Viridiplantae; Streptophyta; Magnoliopsida; Fagales; Fagaceae
Product: nodulation-signaling pathway 2 protein-like
Source: RefSeq, a predicted model, not a curated record
AUGGAUUACUUCAACUCUAGUUGCAUUGAAAAACUCCAGAAAUGUAGCUCAGAAACAGCUUUCUCCUUGCAAAGAGAAGAUACGUUAUCCCCAAACACCAACACCAACCGAGAUGGUGCAAUAGAUGACGAGUGCAUAGAAAGAUUGCUCCAAGUUCAACUAGAGGCCGGGGUCAUGGACUUUGAUUCCAUCAGUCAAGAUACAAUAAUGGGUACUCCUGAGAGUGUUGUAGAAAUCGGAUCAUGUGUCGAAAUGAAUCAAGAAAACAUGAGUGCAUCAGUAGAACGGAGUUCUCCCAUAAACGGAAUUCAAGAAGAGCUGAUGCAAGAAAGCAGCUUGCCUGAUCUAUUAUUGAUGGGAGCUGAAGCUGUUGAAGCACAGAACUGGUCUCUUGCUUCAGCUACUGUUGAGAAGCUUAACGAUCUCUUAAGUAAUACAGAGAAUGGAGAUGAUUCAUUCAAGAGGUUGGCUCUUUUCUUCACUCGAGGUCUGAAUUACAAGAGCAAUACUUCUCUGCAAAUGAAGAAUGAACCAGUAGCUGAACACACUAACAAUAUUUUUGCCUUUCAGAUGCUUCAAGAACUCUCUCCUUAUGUAAAGUUUGCGCAUUUCACAGCCAACCAAGCGAUCCUUGAGGCUACACAAGGCGAUCAUGAGGUCCAUAUCAUUGAUUUUGACAUCAUGGAGGUUCAGUGGCCACCUUUGAUGGUUGAGCUUGCAAUGAGGAAGGAUGCUUUCCUCAGAAUAACAGCCAUCAUAGCAGACCAGACAAAUGCUGUCAAUGUUCAACAGACAGGAAGAAGAUUGAAAGAGUUUGCCAAUUCAAUCAAUCUAGCAUUCAUGUUUGAUCAGAUGGUGAUAGUAAGAGAAGAAGAUUAUGAAAAAAUAGUAGUUGGUAAUACUUUGAUAGCCAAUUGUAUGAUUUACCAGCUUCACAUGCCUAACAGAAGUUUUCAAUUGGUCAAAAGUUUUUUGGCUGGUAUGUUCAAACUAACCCCUAAAAUUUUAAUUUUGGUCCAAGAAGAAUUGUUCAAUUUUAAUAGAAUCCAAUCCAUGUCCUUUGUAGAGUUCUGCUGUGAGGCCUUCCAUCAUUACACUGCACUCAGUGACUCACUGGAGAACAGCUUUUGUGGUGGGUAUAAAAUGAGGUUUAGGCUAAUAGAGGAGUUGUUGGGGAUUAGGAUUUUAGAUAGUUUGAAGCAGUUCCCUUGUGAGAAAAAUGAGAAAAUGUUGUGGGCAAAUGGGUUUGCUUACUUGAAGGGAUUUAGGAGAAUCCCACUGAGUUUUAGUAAUAUUUCUCAAGCUAAGUCCUUGGUGAGCCUGUUUGGUGGGGGGUAUUGGGUGCAGCAUGAGAAUUGCAUGUUGGCUUUGUGUUGGAAGUCAAGGCCUUUGACAACAGCAUCCAUCUGGGUGCCAAAAACAAAAGCAAAGUGA